AUGAGCUCCUCGGGCAAUGGCCACCUUGAGCCUGGUGAGCACACCGCGCUGUUGGGUCACAUUGGACAUCGGUCUUCUUCCGUCUCCGGCCUCACGCCGCAUGAGCAGACCGAGCAUGGCAGCCAUCAUCACCAUCUAAAGGAUGACCGUGUCUGGGUGCGCUGGCCGCUGCAUGUCGCGCGUCUGACCUGGUUGACCCUGGUGCGCGACUACGUGAACGUCCUGUUGAUCUUUGUGCCCUUGGGCAUCAUCGCCGGGGUCCUCCAUUGGGACUCGAGCGCCAUCUUUGUGCUCAAUUUCUUGGCUAUCGUUCCGCUUGCUUCGCUGCUGAGUUUUGCGACGGAGGAGCUUGCGGCUACGAUGGGUCAGGCCCUGGGCGGUCUGAUGAACGCCACAUUUGGCAAUGCUGUUGAAUUGAUUGUUAGCAUCAUUGCCCUCAAGGACCGCCAGAUUCGUGUCGUCCAGGCCAGCAUGCUGGGCAGUAUUCUUUCCAAUAUUCUCUUGGUUUUGGGCUGCUGCUUUUUGGUCGGCGGUCUCCGUCACAGCGAGCAGUCCUUCAACAGCACUGUGGCCUCCACGAUGUCAUCCCUGAUGGCGGUGGCAUCUGCUUCGCUAAUCAUCCCGGCCACUCUUUACGCUGCCCUGUCGCAGUCCGAGAAAAGCGCACGCGAUAACAUCCUGACUUUGUCCCACGGCACGUCCAUAAUUUUGCUCAUCAUCUACGUGAUGUACCUCUACUUCCAACUCCGCUCCCACGCCUACCUCUUCGAAGAAUGCAAUGACGCAGAGAACUCCAACGGCGGUGGUGAGGAGGAGGAGGAGGAGGAGGAAGAGGAGCGCCUGCUCAACCCAUGGGCCGCUACGGUGGUACUGAUCGUCGUGACCAUUCUGGUGGCGAUCUGUGCCGAUUACCUGGUCGGCAGCAUUGACAGCAUCGUGAAGAAGACGGGCAUGAGCAAGACCUUCAUCGGCCUGGUGCUGAUCCCAAUCGUCGGCAACGCCGCCGAACACGUUACCGCAGUGGUGGUUGCAUACAAGGAUAAGAUGGAUCUCGCGAUCGGGGUUGCGAUCGGCAGUAGUCUGCAGAUUGCACUCUUUGUCACACCUUUCCUGGUCAUCCUAGGCUGGAUCAUGGACAUCGAAAUGACCUUGCAUUUCCAGACCUUCGAGACUGUUGCGUUCUUUAUUUCUGGGUUGGUCGUGACUCUGCUGAUCCAGGAUGGAAAGUCGAAUUACCUGGAGGGUGGCAUGUGCCUGGGAAUGUACUUAAUACUAGCCCUGGCAUUCUAUGUCUACCCCGACGACGUCAGCGACGGUGCUGGUAUCUUCAGCAAGCUGUUAAAUUGA
Molecule: messenger RNA, 1347 nt
Organism: Penicillium canariense
Lineage: Eukaryota; Fungi; Ascomycota; Eurotiomycetes; Eurotiales; Aspergillaceae
Product: Vacuolar calcium ion transporter
Exons: 3
Coding region: 1-1347 (448 amino acids)
Biological process (GO): intracellular calcium ion homeostasis; calcium ion transmembrane transport
Cellular component (GO): fungal-type vacuole membrane
Molecular function (GO): calcium:proton antiporter activity
Source: RefSeq, a predicted model, not a curated record